UCAGAUUUCUCAGUCAUUUCUGCAGAUUUCAGAGUCGCUGUUUAUUCCAUUCGUUGGAUCUUAUCGCGUAUUUGUUGAUAUUUUCCGCAGGUUUCGGUUUUUUUUUCAAAUCUACCGUUUCGUCUCUACUACUCCGUUAGCAUUGUGCUGAAUUCCGAAGUAUGCAAGUCAGUUCGAGUGCGUUGCCACUCUUGCCUGACGGGGAGAGUUUUCACGACAGUCUUUAUUGCGAGAAGUGUCAGUGCUUCCUGCCAGAGCCGUGCUGGCAGCACGCAGUGCUCGUCCAGGACGGAUACAGUCUCCCGCUGGCCUUUGCUAGUUUGCCAGAUGUGCUGGCCUUCCAUAAUGACGACCAACACCAGAAUGUGUUGCAGCCUACGGAUAACAGCACUUGUCGUGGUCCAUCGGUUGUGGCACGAACGGCCAUCCUUGCGCAGACAGUAUUCGGACCAUUUAUCGCACCUGUAUGCGAUGCCGGUGUAGCGCAUUCGCGGACAUUCUCGUCUUCAGACGGGCAGUGUGUGACGUUCAGUCUGGAGAACGAUCGUUGGUGCAACUGGAUGAAGUUGGUCAGGACGGUUGACCACGGCCAGCACAAUCUCCGCGUCUUCAUCCGCCAACACAAAGUCCUCUUUGUCGCCGUCAAGGUCAUUCUUCCCGGCGAAGAACUCACGCUGACGCUGUAUAAGCAUGACCGGAAGGAAAUCCACGACAACGACUUGCACUGUGCACCCAUGGAUUGUGUGAGCGGCGGUACUGAUGAUGGCUGCAGUAUUAAGUGCGAGGACGAUGCGAACGGAUCGUCGGCGGAAAUUCUGCUAUGUGUGCCGGCUACCUCUUUUUCCGCGGCCGCGCAACCUUUGGCGCAGCCUGAUCCUCUUGAUCUCUUACCACUAUCCCAGCCGCUCCCACUUGAACCAAAUCAGGAAGUAUCUGACGCACAGCCGGCGUUGAGCACUUUCCAUAGAGAAGAUUCUCCCGAAUAUCCGUUCCCCUCCUCCUUUCCUGCAUCUCAGCCGAUGGAUGCGAUGGCGGAAGAAGUCGCCCUUCAGCCGAAUAAAAGUGAAGGGGAAAGCGAAGCCGCUGUUCUGCCGAAACGUUCAUAUUCCCUUCGCUCACGCAAUGGGAAAAGCGGUAGCACGCCGUACAACGACCCAGAUGCUUUUGACAGCGCAACCGAUGAUGAUAAUUUUCAGUUAUCCGCAGAUGCCUAUUCGUCCUCUUCCGCAUCGGACCGCUGCAGUGAAUCAGAGUCAGAUUUGACGGAAACGGCACAAAACCGCGCGAAAGAGCGGCGCUUGCGAACGCGGCCUGCCAAACAAACGAAUCCAGCAGGUGGGAAGGUAAGAGGAAAACGCAAGACGAACGGUACCACACCGAAAGGGAAACGCACCGCAAAACACUUCGAAUCGAUAUGUCAGCAAGUGAAGGCCGUGAUCGCGGUGAAUCCCUUCCAGUAUCCCGCUGGAGAGCAACGCUGGCAAGCGUAUUCCGCCGCUGCGGAUAUGUUGUCGCCAGACUUACUUUCACGGACGAAGAAGCUGGCGAUCGAUGGACAGUUACUGCGCACGAACACACAGAGCCGGCUGCGUGAAUUCGAAAAAGCUGAAAACAGCAAUCGGACCGUUGGAUUGCCUACAGAAUACAUUGCUUUGAUGAAGCAACUUGUUGAACUACGCGGUCGCUCGAAAACAGAUGAAAAUAUCAGGAAAUUGAAGGCGGUUAUUCAAGUUAAUCCCUUCCAGUUUUCAUCAGCAAGUGAGUGCCGUGUGGCUUGGAAGGUGGCAUGCCAGUCGUAUAUGGAUGAGGAUGCUGACGUUGACAAGCCGGAGGAAAAUUUUAUAAAACUGCGGAAAUACGUGCAGUUGCAGUUGGACGAUUAUCCCAGACUGUUGGAUCGCUACAACGACGCUGUCGCCGAUGAUAAAGAACGCGAAUAUAUGCAGCUCCUGCAGGUGAUCGUGAAGUUGGCCGGAAAAGAUUACGGUGGCGAUGUAGAUAGCUUAAAUCAGCAGAAAGAUGGGGAUGCGGCUGAUGCAAACGCUGCCACCGGCAAAAAGCUCGUGCUGACCAGACCGCGUCCAAAGAAGAAGGGCUAUCAACACGACACGUUUUUCCCCAGCUACAUUUACCGUUUCGUGUGUUGGGAGUGCUCUGUGCAUUUCAAGGACGAAAAUUUAUUGAAAUUGCAUGAAUUACAGCAUACUGAUUCAUCCGGGGAAGCUGCCGGCUCUCGUGAUUGUCCAGUGUGUGAGCGAUCGUUCGACAAGCUGACCAGUUUAUUACUACACGUUCUGGACCACAGUGUCAAAGCCGCGCAGAUUACUCAUUACAUCCCGACUGCUGAUCCCAACAUCUUGAGCUUCGCAUCCAAAACGGCAGCUCCGAUGGAUGUGCUGGCGCAAAACCAUGACGCGCAUGAAACUUGCUUCAUGUACAGUUGCGGAGUGAAGUAUUGUGGACUGCGAUUCUGCACGGAGUCAUUGUGCGAUCUGCACCAACUCAGUCACAACGUGCCAGAUAAUUACCAAGGCGAUGUUUUCUGUGCUGCGUGCAGUUUCCAAGCCGAAAAUGCGAGGGAUUUGCUGAAUCACGUCGGUCGACAUGCAGCGAAAGUCAACGAUCGGAAACUGUGCCGUAUGUGUGGAGAAUUUGUGGAGCAUAUGGCCCAGCAUGUCCAGUAUAUGCACAAGGAAGCAUAUCUCCAGUAUGAAGCUCGUCUGGCUGUUUCCUGCGACCAGUGUGAGAAACGACUUCGGACGCCUAUCCAUCUCGCCACGCAUAAACUUUAUGCACACAAAAAUAUACAAGGAUUUAGAUGUCUGGUCUGCGCUAAACAGUUCCCAAAUUCCCACCAACUGUACGCGCACACAAAACAGGAGCAUAAAGAGGGUCUCACAUGUAUGGUCUGCAAGAAAAGCUACCGAAAAUAUGUCGCCUUAUAUAGUCACGCGAGAACGCAUAAGGAGGUCCAUGUCUGCGACACUUGUGGCUCCGUGUUCCGCCUUAAGAUCAACCUGGAUCGACAUCAGAUAACUCACCGGUCGGACUAUUCCUUCAAAUGUGAUUUGUGCGGAAAGUCCUUUAAGAGAUCCAGCAACCUCGGUCAGCAUAAAAUGGUGGUUCACACGGAUAAGGUGCGGAAGCAGCGCAAAGCCAAACGGGACGAACUGCGCCGGAUGGGCGUGGUCAGCGACUACAAGUGCCCGCGGCAGAAGAUGCGCUACGAAGAAUUCCCUUAUAAAUGCGAAGAAUGCCGGCUCGGCUGGAUGCUGCUGGGUAAUCUGCAGCAGCAUCAACGGAAGAAGCAUUCCCAGAGUGACGCAAAUGUGCAAAGCGCUAAGAGUCAUCCGGUAUCUUCUUCUAGUGGAUCCUUUAACUAACACGAGGGUGAAUUGAUUAGUUUUCAAAAACAUCCGAUGUGUGGGGGAUUUCUUGAAUUUUCGGAUUUGUGCUUGGCAGCGUGGAGAGAAAUCGGAUAUUGUGAUUGCCGGCAUCUGCGCUCAUGUGAUGGCUACCGAAUUUCCUGUUUUGUUACUCAGUAUUUAUUGUGCUGUUUCUUACAAUGAAUUAAGAAGAUCGUGAA
Paramacrobiotus metropolitanus is the source of this 3586-nucleotide messenger RNA. RefSeq lists its product as uncharacterized. Lineage: Eukaryota; Metazoa; Tardigrada; Eutardigrada; Parachela; Macrobiotidae. The transcript is spliced from 8 exons. The record is from RefSeq and is a predicted model, not a curated record. The coding region runs from base 162 to 3383 and encodes 1073 amino acids. Gene Ontology annotation, cellular component: nucleus.